AUACGCCAAAGCCUUAGAGGCGGCAGAUGUCUAAGGACUCCUUCGUGCUGAUCAACAAGCAAGGCAUCGUUUGUGAUCGUAAAAUCAUGAAAACUUGGUUUUGGAUUAUCAGUUGGUCCCUUUCCAUCCUGGCCAUAACUGGAAAUGGAUUCAUCAUCUUCCUUGUUUGGAGCAAACGGCAGCUUCGCACCAAAACCAACGCGUUCAUCGUUUCACUCGCCGUGGCGGACUUCUGUGUUGGGAUGAGCGCUGUUCCUUCGCAAUUUAUGUGUGAGAUGGAAAAAAAUGGUUGUAAAUUGUCAUCUAAUUUGUAUUCAUUUGUAUGGGCAGCGAGGAGCCUGUUCGCAUAUGCGUCUGUGACCAACCUUUGCUGUUUAGUCCUGGAUCGCUACAUUGCUGUUGUAAAACCUUUAAAAUACUUGACAUUUAUGAAGCGUCGCCGAGUCAUUCAGAUGGUUUCCGCAUCCUGGGCAAUUUCCUUCGCCGUUGUUACUGUUCAUACAAUGUACAAGCACUUUUUCAAAGAGAAUUCAAUUCUCUUUCACUUUUCGAUUUGUUUAGUUUUUAUAACCGAGUUUUUCCCAAGUGUGAUGUUAAUUUUCUGCUUUGUAUCUAUGUUUAGGGUUGUCAUUAAGCAUAAUCGAGCCGCUCGCUCAUUGGCGAAACAGUUACACUUUAACCAUCGGGUUUUCUUCAAAACUCACGAAAAGUCUGCCAUUAUAAUGAUGGGGAUUGUGAUAAGUUUGUUUCUUGUGUGUUACGGGAUAUAUAUUCGAUGUACUGUUAUUUUCUUGUAUCAUAGGAAAAACGUAUGUAAAGAUGUUUUCUAUAAAAUUCCUGUCUUAGUGCUAAACUCAGCAAUCAAUCCUCUGGCUUAUUCUUUUUUCAAGAGAGACAUUAACGAAGAGUUUAAAAGACGCCUUUGCUUCGCCGUUUUGAUAAGACGAUGACUCGUCCUCUAGAUGAGAACAAAUUUUA
This is a messenger RNA of Pocillopora verrucosa, 978 nucleotides long. RefSeq names its product octopamine receptor beta-2R-like. Lineage: Eukaryota; Metazoa; Cnidaria; Anthozoa; Scleractinia; Pocilloporidae. The record is from RefSeq and is a predicted model, not a curated record. Gene Ontology annotation, cellular component: membrane. Gene Ontology annotation, biological process: G protein-coupled receptor signaling pathway. Gene Ontology annotation, molecular function: G protein-coupled receptor activity.